Molecule: messenger RNA, 768 nt
Organism: Solanum tuberosum (potato)
Lineage: Eukaryota; Viridiplantae; Streptophyta; Magnoliopsida; Solanales; Solanaceae
Product: retrovirus-related Pol polyprotein from transposon TNT 1-94
Exons: 3
Coding region: 1-768 (255 amino acids)
Source: RefSeq, a predicted model, not a curated record
AUGGAUGUUAAACUUGCUUUUCUCCAUGGUGACUUGGAUGAAGAAAAUUAUAUGGAGCAGCCGGAAGGUUUUGAAGUCAAGGGAAAAGAGAAUUAUGUUUGCAAAUUGAAGAAGAGCUUGUAUGGCUUAAAACAAGCUCCCAGGCAAUGGUACAUGAAGUUUGGUUCUUUAAUGAGUCAGCAGGGCUUCAAGAAGACUUCUUCAGACCAUUGUGUUUUUGUGCAAAAAAUCUCUGAUGCAAGACAGAUUCUUGGCAUGCAGAUUGUCCGUGAUAGAGAUGCUAAGAAGUUGUGGUUGUCACAAGAGAAGUAUAUUCAGAAAGUACUUUGUAGAUUCAACAUGGACAACGCUAAGGUUGUCAAUACACCUUUAGCUAUGCACUUCAAAUUGAGUACUAGACAUUGUCCUUCCAGUGAUGGUGAGAAGGAAGAUAUGAAGAAAGUUCUUUAUGCUUCAGUUGUUGGCAGUUUGAUGUAUGCAAUGGUUUGUAUAAGACCAGAUAUUGCUCAUGCUGUUAGUAUUGUUAGUCGUUUUCUUUCUAAUCCGGGAAGAGAGCAUUGGAAUGUUGUUAAGUGGAUUAUGAGAUAUCUUUGUGGCACUUCUAGUUUGAGUUUGUGUUUUGGUACAGGGAAGCCUAUUCUUUGUGGCUCCACUAAUUCAGACAUGGCUGGUGAUGUUGAUACUCAGGCUAAACUUAUUGCUGCUGUUGAAGCUUGCAAAGAGUUGAUAUGGAUGAAGAGAUUUUUGGGGGAACUUGGUUGUGCUUAA